AUGCUGAAGGUGCGGCUGCGCAGGGCUUUGACCACAAGACUGCGCUGUGCAUCCUGCAACCACCUGCAGAGACAAUUCUCGGUAUCGGGAGGAGGCGCUGAUCGCAUCAAAGCUCGUGAGGCCGAGACCCAGGAGCAGGAGGAGGCGACCAAGGCGGAAGCUCAGGCAGAGGCGCAGCGGCGCCUCUUCCAGGCAUCUGCUGGUGCGAUGUCACUUCACUAUUGCCGAGACCAUGGGAUGAACAGCAUCUCUCGAUUUCUCCGCAAAAUCACUAUCGACAUGAGUUACACCUUCAGACACUGGCGUAGACACCAACGUGCUACGCGGCACCUGCUACUGUGGACACCUUCGAAGAUCAUCAAGUCUGACAACAUACGUCGACUGAUUUUUCCAGAUCUGGCUCUCAUCGGCGCAACAUCCAGCUUUAUUUGCUACUACAACAUCCACGCCGAUUUCUUUGCGAGCAUGCUUAGCCGAAGCGUUGAGGUGGCCCUGCCAAGCCUGCUGUCGCUUCCAGUAGAGUGCUUCACCCUGACUUCCGUGGCAUUGGGCCUGUUGGUGACUUUCAAGACCCAGACAAGUUAUCAGCGGUUUACCGAAGGUCGAUCACUUUGGGGUCUACUCAUCAAUGAAUCCCGGGCCAUGGCGAGCCGGGUUAUGGCCAGAGUGCCCUCGUCAACAGGCGUGUUGUGCUCAGACGUUGCGGAGGGCAAGAUUUAUGCAAUUAAGCUGAUCAGGACCCUGCCCGUGGUGCUGAAAUAUCACUUGACCGAGGAUGGAUGCAAUCCAAACAUUGAAAUCAAGCAGUGGACUUCGGAUCAGCAAAUCCGACAAGCCACCACUGCAGCGCUGAAAUGUGAGCUACAACAACUCUGGAAUCCGUACGAUGCAAAGCAGCGGAGCUUUACGGAACGCCUGAUUGAGGCGGAUGUUGCAAAUCGCCCGCUCUAUGUGUUGCAUGAGCUGCAGCACACCAGUGCAAGCAUUUUCUCCCAGCCGACUCUGGGAGGUUUGGAUCCAGUUGCUGCUACAGAAAUGGACCGAAGCCUAACCACCUUCCACAACGUGCUGGGCGCAUGUGAGAAGAUCCUGCGAACACCGAUUUAUACACCGUACACAAGGUUUACGAGCCGGUUCCUGUUCAUGUGGUGCAACUUCCU
This is a messenger RNA of Symbiodinium natans, 1160 nucleotides long. NCBI's taxonomy places the organism in Eukaryota, Dinophyceae, Suessiales, Symbiodiniaceae. The record is from the annotation of a GenBank genome assembly.